GAUCUCUCAAACGUGCCGACGUCAGACUAUGUCACUGCACAGGUCAGUAACCCUGGGGACUACAUACGCCUCAGCGUCCGCAAGGUUGGAGAGACUAGCCAAGUCUUCAGCGAGGGCUGGACGAAGCUGGCCUGCGAUCUCACUCUGACGCCACUGGCAGACAGCAGCCUGGUUCUUGAGCCUUGGCAUGCCUUGGGCCUGGAGUAUCUUGAUUUUAAGGAAAUGCAGGUCAAGAAUUUCACGUCCACGCUGUGGCAGCUUGCCAGUGACAUCUACAUGACCGGCCAGAUCGCUUUCCAAGCGCCGACGGUGACCGGGCUAUUCACAAGAGAUGCAAGUGGAACAGCAUCCGAUUCUGUCAUCGUGGAGCAGGUCAUGACCUCUGAUCCGGUCUUCUACAUUCAGGGGAGGAACUUCCCGAGCCUUGAUGACGAUGCCAUCUCCCUGACCUACGUGGACUCCAAAGUCUAUCAGCUCUGGAAGUGCAUCAUCACUCCAUGCCUUGAUGCUCGCAACAUCCCUUCGGAUCCUACAGUCGUCCUCCAACUUGGAGAACUUCGAUCCGAUGCCGUGCUCCGUGCCUGGGCAGCAAGUGGAGAGCUGACGCUCCCACAGCCGCAGAUCUCCAGCAUCACCCCGGCAGUAAUCUUUGACGCUGGCUCGGGCUACUCCGAGAUUGAAAUCCACGGGCUCUCUUUUGGUGAGUAUUUGGCAGCAGACGGGGACUUUGAGGCAGCCUGCGCGGCCUGGCAGACAAAGCUGAAUGGUUUGUUGGCUGCAGAGGAUGCAGGGCGGCUGAGCGUUGCAGACACGAUUCCGGCCCUACAGAUGCUUGGAACUGCCAGCGUCACGGUAGCCGUGACCUUGAAGGUGGGAUCGCUUGAGGAGGCGAACAAGCCCACUUUGGCAACGCAGAUCUCAACCUGCGAGCAGGAGGGGUACUAUAGAACAAGCGAGGACAGUGAUCAAUGUGAGCCUUGUCCGAAAGGCACCUACUCGACCCAAUUCUCCGACCAGUGGCCACUGGGGUGCACUUUCUGCCCCUCUACGUCCUACCAGGAUCAGGUUGGGCAGACCACUUGUCUAGCAUGUCCGGCCAAUACCUUUUCCGUUCCGCCAGCCGUGUCUCUGGAAGACUGCCGUUGCAAAAAGGGGUACUAUUCCCCGGUCUAUGACGACACUCAGACAUAUGGCAAGCCUGGCUAUGCCUGCGUGGCCUGCAACACUGAAGACUUCACGACACAGGCAAUGGACGACGAGCCAUGCACCAUCGAUGUUCAGGGAACCUUGUGUGACGAGCCAAUCAGCCAAGUUUGCGUGCCGAAGGUGGCAGGCUCCUUUGACUAUCGGCUUUGCAUGCUCUACUGCCCUGGUGGUACGAUGCUGCCGCUGGCAAAGCCAUAUUUCUACAUCUCCAAGGCUCAAGCAGCCACCACCAUACAAAACCCGGGCGUGACUGAGUAUAAGCCUGUGAUUGAAUCGUGCCUGCCUGCCAGUGCAUGUUUGAACGGGAAUCAGUGCAGCACUGGCUACGAAGGCGCAAACUGCGGCAGCUGCGUUUGGAAGUAUUAUCAGGAUCCGGAAACGAACGCAUGCAUCCGAUGCGGCGAGGAACAGGUGAUCGGCACAUUGAUGUUUAGCGCAAUGGGCGUCUUUGGAACGUUUGGAGCCUUCUUCCUUUCUCUCCUUUACUUGAGGAAGAUGCUCUCUGAUCCCAUCUUCAAGGGCCAGAUCAAGCUGUACAUUGCGCGCCGCUGGGUUGGGAAGUUUGUGUCUGAAGAAGAUGCUGCAGACUUGUGGCGAGCUUUUCUUUCUGGUGCAGGUGGUGGAAAUCCACUGGUGAAAAUCAUUGACAAGUUCCGCUUCAAGCGUGUAACUCUGAUCAUCCGUAAGCAAGACAUUGCCGGCUACCCGGCUCAGCCAGGGAUGAAGACAGGCUACUGGCCUUACUUCCAGAACAAAGACCUCGGCUUUGUCUUUCGCGUGGACAAGGAUCGAACCAUCCACGUAGCUGGUGUCCGGAACAGGCGGCUCGGUGUCAUUUGGACAGAUGUUGGCUUGCCCGGGAUCUACUGCCUUUUUCGAGCUCCUCGGACAGAGAAAGGCGAUGAGGAAGCAGAGCUGGACACUUCAGAUGCCAAAGAUACUCAGCCGAAACAAAACGCGCAUCGGGAGCUGAGCGCUUCUGGUGUUCGGCUCAUCACGAUGUCCCUGUCCAUCAUGCAGUCCUUCAAUGGGAUCGGGCGCAUAGACCUGGAGUGGCCAGAACUCUUCACAAGGAUCAUGGAGGUGAUCGCCAACCUGUCCUUCAACUUCAACUUCUUUCAACCAGACUGCAGCGUGUCAAGCCCGUAUUGGCAGAACUGGAUCAUGUUCGCUGUAAUGCCUUACCUCCUGAUGUUCCCCAUCACAUGCUCUUUUCUGGUGGUGAAGUUCCUCUCCUUUCGCCAGAGCCGUGGCGACCCACAAUACCGUGAAGUGCAAGGAUGGCUGCUGCUGAACGCCUGGGGCAGGUCGAUGCUGACCAUCCUUUUUCUCUUUAUCCAGCAGCACAUGACGCAGCUCAGCAUUCCAUUCCAGUGCAAGUCUAUGGCAGAUGGAUCUCAAGUACUGGUGGCAUCUCAAGAUAUUGAAUGCAGCCUGGCUGAUGAGAACUACCAGCUACUCUUCGGAAUUGCAACGAUGGGAGACCGCAUUCCCAUCUAUGUUGCUGCCGUUGAGAUGAGCGUGGAGAAUAUGAGGGGAUGGGUUGAAGCAGUUCGAAUACGUGUUCUGAGCAAUAUUGUGGCAGUCCGCACCUACCCGACGGCCAGGGACAACGAAGCGGCAGAAAAGCGAAUGCUGAUGGAGGCCAAGAUGAAGCAACGUGGAGCCGCUGUGGUACCAGACAGCACGGACAAGAAUGGGAAGGACCUGAACAAAGAGCUGGCGGACAUGAGGCGGCGCAAAGCAACUUUGGAGGAUGAGGUCAACCUGAAGGAGAUCAAGCUGAAGUGGAAAAACAAGGAGCGUUUCACUGAGAAGGGUUCCUGGCCGGACCAGCUGGAUGGCAGCUACUUAACAUACGGCUGGGUCCUGAUCUUCAGCAGCUUCUUCCGUCAAUUCGCUCUGAUGCUUUCUGCCCUGAUGGCUGUGGAGUUUCCACCUUUCGGGGCUGCUGCUCAGUCCCUGGUUUUCAUGAUCAACUUCGCUGCCUUGAUCCUCCUCUUCCCGUACACUGCGAGGCUACUGAACAUCGAGGAGUCCGUCCUUACGGGAUGUAUGGCGUUCCUGACCUUCAUGGCUGCCUUCAAGGAGAUGGUCUCUAAACACAAUAAAGCCAGCCAGUACCAGAGCACCAUCGACGCAACAGGGACACUAAUUGAUGUCCUUGUGCUAAUCAUCGUGACCAUCAUCAGCGGCACCAUGGUCUUCAACGCGUACGUUAUCCUUGGUGGCGCUGUGAAGACCGAAUCAGACGAUCAAAUUCUUAACAAGGCUUACUUCGAAACAGCCAUGCAGCAAGAGCGACUGCGAGAGGAGGAGGAGCGUGGUAACUUCCACCGACAAAUGGAGGAAGAGGCCAGGGAAGAGGAAGAUGCCCACGACGCUGCCUUUUGGAACGACCCUCUGCAGGCUGUGGAGAAGGAAUGCACUGGACUGAAGUUGAUACCAUUGCCCGACACUGAAGCUGCAGAGUUGGACAAGUGCAUCAGCUCGAUAACCAGCCCCUUUGUGGAAGAGCUGCGGGAGAAACGGGACGCAUUCGAGCGAACCAUGCAGGAGAAGAAGGAGGCACUCCAGACUCGGGAGCAGAUGGAGGCAGAAGAGCUUAGACAGAUGCGCUGGGAGGAGUACAGGCAGAAGAAAUCCGAAAUUUAUUGGGCGGCACGCGAAGCAGAAGAGCGCGAGUGCAUGUUCCACGAAGAUCCGCGACGUCAGCACGAGGCCUUUUUGCAGGAGGCCUUGCUGCUGGCGGAGCAGUACGAGCAAGAUUGCAUGGAGAGAGCAGAGCGCGAACAACGCGAGGCCACUGAGAACUGCUGCCAACAAGUCGGUGUCAAGUGUCAAGCCCAGAGUUCUCUGGCAACCCCAGGUGCUACGAAGAGAGACAGAAUAAAGCUGCGACUGCGCAAUGCCUUCAGCAGCAUGUGCUGUGCGGUAGGUGGAGGAGUGGAACGCCAACCUUGA
This is a messenger RNA of Symbiodinium pilosum, 4170 nucleotides long. The record is from the annotation of a GenBank genome assembly. NCBI's taxonomy places the organism in Eukaryota, Dinophyceae, Suessiales, Symbiodiniaceae.